AUGGCAAAAUCAUUAAACAAUCGAUUUCUUCAAUUUGAGGAUUCUGAUAACCCAUUAACUGUUGCCCUUCAAGUGGCCACUAUACUCACGCCUGUACAUACUAUGGCUGAUGAGAAAAAGGCCAGCAUUGGUGUCAAAGAACGUUUGCUAAGUGCCGUGUCGGGUUCAUUGAUAACGUCACUAAUUUUGACGCCAAUGGAUGUAGUAAGAAUACGGCUCCAACAGCAACAAAUGCUGCCACAAUGCGUGUGCGAUUCGGAGGGCAAUCCAUUACCGAAAUUCGAAGCCUCCAAAGGUGUUUUCUGGCAAGAUGCAUGUUUCCAAGAUGUACGAUGCAAGAGCAGUCCCGUACGAUACACUAGCACUUGGGAUGCUUUUGGAAAAAUUGCCAAAAUUGAGGGGAUAACAAGUUUAUGGCGGGGUAUAUCCAUCACGCUGUUAAUGGCAGCCCCAGCUAAUAUGGUGUAUUUCAUAGGCUAUGAAACACUCCGUGAUAAAAGUCGCUUGCAAGAAGCAUAUCCAACACUGAAUCCCUUAAUGUGCGGAGCUGUGGCCCGAGUCCUAGCGGCUACUAUAGUUGCACCACUCGAUUUGCUGCGUACGCGGCUUCAAAGUAUACCUCGCUCGACACCUAAUAGUACUGCGACCAUGAUGCUCAAAGAUCUGCUAAAAGAAUCUCGGCAAGAAUUCUCAAAAGCAGGAUACCGCGCAUUUUUCAAGGGUUUGGAAAUAACACUUUGGCGAGAUGUGCCUUUCAGCGCCAUUUACUGGGGCUGUUACGAAUUCUACAGAGGCAAAGUGUCAAUAAAUUCAAACCAAAGUAUAAUCAAUUCGUCAAAUACGAACUGGAACCACUUCAUUAAUAGCUUUGUGGGUGGCAGCUUAAGUGGUACAGUAGCGGCGGUGCUAACUCACCCUUUUGAUGUAGGGAAAACCCGAAUGCAAAUCUGCUUUUCCAUGAAGAGUUCGCAAGAGUCCAAACCAUCGAAAAAUAUGUUCAAAUAUUUGAAUGGAAUCCGCAACAGCGAGGGUUUAGCCGCGCUUUACACUGGACUGGCGCCAAGAGUUAUAAAAAUUGCACCAAGCUGCGCCAUCAUGAUAUCAACCUACGAGGUCUGUAAACUAAUAUUCAGUGCUUGA
Messenger RNA from Lachancea nothofagi CBS 11611, 1140 nucleotides. NCBI's taxonomy places the organism in Eukaryota, Fungi, Ascomycota, Saccharomycetes, Saccharomycetales, Saccharomycetaceae. The record is from the annotation of a GenBank genome assembly.